AUGGACAAUUUUAUUGUGAAUUUGGGACCUAGAAAGAAAACGUCGAGGCCGGUCUUGCUCGUCUUUCUUCUGGUCAUACUCAUAGUCACUUGUCAGUUUGAAUGGAGGCAACAGCUUGUUGAGCUUGAUGCAGCUCGUACCUUGGCUCAGAAGCAGCAGCAGGAAGGAGAAGAUAAGUCGAUUGUAAAAUCUGAUACCGAAUGGGAGAGGAAGAAGACUAAAGAAGCUGAGCCUAAAGAGAAGAAUAAGGAAGAGCUUGGGGGAAGUCAGUGA
Arabis nemorensis is the source of this 273-nucleotide messenger RNA. The record is from the annotation of a GenBank genome assembly. Lineage: Eukaryota; Viridiplantae; Streptophyta; Magnoliopsida; Brassicales; Brassicaceae.